This is a messenger RNA of Symbiodinium natans, 3567 nucleotides long. The record is from the annotation of a GenBank genome assembly. NCBI's taxonomy places the organism in Eukaryota, Dinophyceae, Suessiales, Symbiodiniaceae.
AUGGUGCGAGUUGCUGGGCCGUUGAGCCUGGUAGCGAUCUUGCUUCAUGUCAGAGCCUCCAUUGGGUCUGAAAGUGCCUGUGAUGACGCCACAGGGUGCAUGGCUUCCCGUGCCCACUCACUCCUGGCGGUGAAGGCAGAAUUACAUUCAGUUCCAAUGGACAUUACCGAAGGUGCUGGUAAUGGCACCAAUGGCACCAAGAGUACGAACAGCAGCGGCUUGGAGGACCUUCUCCUGAAGAAUGCGCAGCAUGGCUUCCAAGAGGCCGCAGGGUUCCCCGAUUUGGAGAACAACACCAACAACGAAUCGCAGGGCCGGCAUGGCUUUGGCGGGUUGGGUGCAAAUCUGGAGUUCAUGAUGAUAAAACUGGCCCAGUUGGAGACUCUUGUGGAGCUGCAGCAAGUCGAGAUCCACAAGCUGAACGAGUGGAAGAGCAGCCAUAUGGCUGGUGAGCACAACACCCCUCAGCCAGGCCCUGCCUUGAACCAGAAGGACACGCAUGAAGCGGAGGUCGUUCUGAAGAGGGUCCUGCAGAAGCACAACCACCAGCGAUUGCAUCGGGAGUUCGUGGUACCAUCCUCACCAGCCACCCCAAAGCGAGAGAUCAAGACGAAGACCGAAGCCAUGCUCCAGAGAGCGAAGAGUACGAGAGCGAAGAAGAGUACCUCCAACUCGCGCUCCUUGGAUCACUCUGUGAGCUCGAAGAUUCUUGAUGAGAUCGAGGAUGUUGUCACGGAUGGCACCGGUAUGAUUGGCGAUGAGUUGGGAGAUGCCUAUGAGGCUGCAGAGGAUCAGAUUGCCUUUGUGGCCAACACAGCCAUUGACUCAGUCGAGAUGGCCGUUGACAUUCUCAGCCGUGGAUUCGAUGAUUGGACAUCUGGCUGUGAAACCAGGUGGCCUGAUUUCGGCGUGGACUCUGAUGGCCUCAACCUAGACUGGGGCCGGCAGAGAUGCUGGGUGCGCCUGAUGGGUCAGACUUGCGACCUCUUCGACUUCAACUACGGCACCAUUAACGUCGCUUGGCCUGGGGAGCUUCUUUCGAUUGCGCAGGCGGCCUAUGCCCAAAUGAAGCCUGUCUUGGAUAUUGGCCUCGAACUAAUGGGUUGUCCCACCUUGGACGAGCCCAUAGAGGUCGUCAAGUGUCUUGGCUUCAAGAUCAUCGGGCUGAUCCCCCCCUUCAAUUUCCUCGCACGCACGAGCGAGAUGAUGACCGAGUUCAUCGAAGUCUUCGGUGUGGUGGCGGCGACAGUGGUGAAGCAGGUCUUGGACGAUGGCCAAUCAUUGGUUCAGCAGGCCGCUGUGUCCAAGUUCCCCCAGGCCGGUGCACCACCAGUGAUCCACCACGCAGGCAAGAACCUGAUGAUCAAGACACAUGCCCAGCACCCAAGAGGAAAGCAACCAAGGUCAAAGCUUGAACGUGCGGACAGGGCGCAGAGCUUGAUGCAGAGGGGCGAUGGUGAAGGUGAGUCUGCAGGAAAAGGCGCCAUCAGCUUCGAGGUCCAUGAUCAGGAUGGCAAUUAUGCGACGAAGCUCAUCACGCAGUUCAACGGCAAGGAGACAGACACCAGCUCCUGCCUGGCCUUCGCCCCCAAGAACAAGCACGGCAGCGAUAAUCAGGCAACAAGAGAAGAUUGGCAGGUGGACAAUGAGGACGACUUCAUCCAGCUUGAGCCCUGGGCGGUACCCUGCGACAAUUCCUGGAUGAAGGACCACUGGAACAAGUGGCAAGGCUAUUCCUUCUACACUUGGGAGAUGGCGAUUGAGAAGUGCGUGACCGUUUCCUACUCCCUGUCCGUGCAACCGGUGAUGGCCUUCGUGGGGGGUCUUGAGUUUGACCUGAUGCCUGCACCACUGGCGUCCUUGGAUACCACCGUCUGCUGGCCGGACAAGCAGCCUGGAGGGGUGGACCUAAGUGUUCUGAGGAGCGAGAUCAGAACUGCUGGCUUCCUUCUUUUCAGCCGCACCUUGCGGUUGACGAAGCGUUUCGGGGACGGCACCGACUUCGAGAGUGGCAACACGUUUGGCGCCCACGAAACAUGGCGCAACCCCAUCGGCAUUGCCAGGGGCGAGCACGGUGUCGAGGAUGAUCGGACCCUCGAGCCCAUGUCUCGCACAAAUCUCCUCCAAGCCAAUGAAAGCAAAGGGGCACAAAGAUCACGGACAUCACGGACAACUCUGGGGUGGCAGGAGGAGACGGAGGACCUGUUCCUGGCUUCCGUUGAGUAUGGGCCGCAUAUGGCGAUCAACCAGAGCUCGGAGUUUCGUGGGAAGGCCGCCGCCCAGAAAUUGGAGCAAACGGGGAUGGGCUCCAUGAGGAACAUGAGCAACCUGCAAACUGGCGAGAAGCUUGAGAAUUCCCCGACCGAGACAGAGGCCUUCGAGCUUUUCAGCUUCAAGAACCCAGGCAUGAUCAACUUCGUCGUCCGAGGCCUCCUUGAACAGAACAACCUGGAGCUUGGCAUGAAAAUCGAUUUCGGGCCGCACUUCAGCUCCCCAGAGAAACGGACCAGGCUGAUCAACAUUGUGGACCAGUUUAACAUCGUCUUGACCGCCCUGCCAUUUGUGUCCUUUGAGAGCAAGCAGAGGGCCCUCUCUUACCUGAACGGCUUCCUGGACAACGACCUCGCGGGGGUGGUACCACCGCACGUUCUCCUCCAACCCGGAUCCAUGAUCGCGCUGCACUGCACCGUGCACAAUCGAUUCUUGCGCAUGCGCAGCGACGGAAACAUGGACGGAGGUGGUAACCGAGAUUUCGCCGCCGGCAUAGAGGCGAAUUGGGAGUGGGAGCGUUUCACAGUGGUGGACGCCGGCAACGGCCAGAUUGCCUUGCACAGCCCUCGGUGGAAUAGAUUUGUGAUGAUGGGUGGCAACCAGGUGGUGGAGGCCAGCGCUCACAAGGCCUCCAUUGAGCUUCCGGAGGAAUGGACCUCAGAGCGUUUCACGGUUGUGAACGCAGGGGAUGGACAGAUCGCCUUGCACAAUUCACAGCGCAAUCGAUUCCUGCGCAUGUCCGACGGUGGGCAUGUGGAUGCCAGCAGCAGUAAGGAUGCUGACGCCCUACCUGACUCAUGGACCCACGAACGAUUUCGUGUUUUGCCUGUGAAGUCGUACCUGACCGUGGGCAGUGUGGUGGCUUUGCACAGUGUAAGGUGGAACCGCUUCCUUCGCAUGACUGAUUCACAUGAGAUUGACAGGGGUGAUGAGAGGGCGUAUGACGCUUUGCCCGACAACUAUCAUUGGGAGCGCUUUACCGUGGUUGACGCAGGGAACGGGCAAAUCGGCCUUUUCAGCGGGCUUCAUCAGCGAUAUGUCAAGAUGGAAGACCAGCAGCUGAUGACAGCUAGUGGCUUGGGGGGCUAUGAGAAAUUUGCCGUUGUGCCUGCAGGAAACGGGGAGAUCGCCUUGCACAGCACCCGCUGGAAUCGCUUUGUGCGUAUGACGGGUGAUGGAGCAGAUGGCAGUUCAACCCUGGCUGCUGAUGCCUUGCCAGGCGACUGGAAUUGGGAACGCUUUCGUGUCUUGGAGGUGGUGCCCAAUCCAAACGCGUGGUCCUUCCAGACCAGGUAG